AUGCACUCCUUUUACUACGUUCUUUACUCUGUGGUGGCUUUCAACUGGUUGAAAGUCGCUGCCUUUCCGAUAUCGGUACUCCUCGAGCCCCUACCAAGGGCUAUCACGGGAAUUGACCAGUCGACCUUUGAUGACCUUGUGCGAUACACGAAGUACUCCUCAGCGGCGUACCAGAACAAUUGUGUCAGACCUCUCUCUAACACUUUGGUGCAAGAGUUCUCGAAAGGCGGAACCCAGGCGUUGAUAGCGCGCGACGAUGCUCGAAAAGAGAUCGUUCUUGCCUUCCGCGGUACUCAGAGCGUGCUUGACGGCAUUAAAGACGCCCUCAUCAUCCGCAAAUCUUUAUCUAAAGUGUCUGGCCUCACCGACAUCGGUGGAGCGACAGCCCACACUGGGUUCAUGUCGGCCUACAACGUCGUGGCCGCGGACGUCCUCAAAGCUAUAAAAGCUCAAGUUGCUGCACGCCCAACCUGCACAGUCGUUGUCACCGGCCACUCGCUGGGUGGUGCCGUGGCGACUUUCGCCGCCAUCGUGAUAAAGUCAGCACUGCCCAAUGCCAAAGUCAAACUCUACACGUACGGUCAGCCGAAAGUUGGUAAUGGCGACUUUGCGGCGUACGUCGAGAGGAAGCUCGGUGUCAACAACAUCUUCCGAGUUGUGCACACGAAUGAUGGCGUGUCACUCAUCCUAGUCAGGCUGACGGGCUAUCGUCAUUUUGGCACGGAAUAUUGGAACUUCAAGGACCCAGCUACGCCUGCCAACAUGAAGAAAUGUGUUGGAGGCGAAGACUCUACUUGCAGCCGUUCCGAACGCCCCUCCAUAAUUUUUAUCAACGAAGCUCACAAGACCUACUUCGGCAUAAACGUGGCAUCAACCAGUAAUCGCUUUUGCGUGGCUUGA
Molecule: messenger RNA, 900 nt
Organism: Cyclocybe aegerita
Lineage: Eukaryota; Fungi; Basidiomycota; Agaricomycetes; Agaricales; Hemipholiotaceae
Source: the annotation of a GenBank genome assembly